CAGGCCCUCAGCGCCCGCCCCGGCUUGUGUAACACUCGGGCCGCGUGGCUGCCAGUGGGGAUCGGCACCGGCAUCGGCACCGGCAUCGGCACCGGCACCCGGAGCCCAGCGCAGCCACGCUGCUCCGGGCGGCGCUGAGGAUGCGGCGGGCACGGGGGAAGCGGAAGGCCGAGGCCACGGAGGUGCCGUGCGUGAAUCGGAGGAGGACAGAGGGAGACGAGGCGAUACAGGAGGCCCGUCGGAGGGCGGCCCCGUCCGUUCGAGAGUUCAAGUACAACAAAAAGCGGGUUCGCCUUGUCUCGCAGGGCUCGGACCUGAAGGAUGAUGCUCGGUGCAUCCUUUACUGGAUGUGCCGGGAUCAGCGAGUGCAAGAUAAUUGGGCUUUCCUCUACGCCCAGCGCCUGGCCCUCAAACAGGAGCUGCCUCUGCACGUCUGCUUCUGCUUGGUGCCCAAAUUUCUGGAGGCCACCAUUCGCCACUACAGGUUCAUGCUGAGGGGCCUGCAGGAGGUAGCAGAGGAGUGUGCAGAGCUGAACAUCUCCUUCCACUUGCUGCUGGGCUAUGCCAAGGAUGUGCUGCCCGCGUUUGUGACGGAGCAUGGUGUGGGUGGGCUGGUGACAGACUUCAGUCCCCUCCGCCUCCCCCGGCAGUGGGUAGAGGACGUCAGGGAACGCUUGCCAGAGGAUGUGCCAUUUGCACAGGUUGAUGCCCACAACAUUGUGCCCUGCUGGGUUGCCUCCCCCAAGCAGGAGUACAGCGCCAGGACCAUCCGGGGCAAGAUCCACGCUCAGCUCCCCGAAUUCCUCACGGAGUUUCCCCCUGUUGUUCGUCACCCACAUCCGCCCUCCUGCCCAGCAGAGCCCAUCGCUUGGGAGGCCUGUUAUUCCAGCUUGGAGGUGGACCACACCGUGAAGGAAGUGGAGUGGGCAACCCCUGGCACAGCUGCAGGGAUGGCUGUGCUCAAGUCCUUCAUUGCAGAGCGGCUGAAAUCCUUCAGCAGCCACAGGAAUGAUCCCAACAAGGCGGCUCUCAGCAACCUCUCCCCGUGGCUUCACUUUGGCCAGGUUUCCACCCAAAGAGCCAUCCUGGAGGUGCAGAAGCAGCGGCGCAGUUACAAGGACUCGGUGGAUGUGUUCGUGGAGGAGGCUGUGGUGCGGCGGGAGCUGGCCGAAAACUUCUGCUACUACAAUGAGAACUACGACAGUGUGCAGGGUGCCUAUGACUGGGCACAAACCACCCUGAAGGUCCAUGCCAAAGACAAGAGGCCUUAUCUGUACAGUCUGCAGGAGCUGGAGCAGGGAACCACACAUGACCCACUCUGGAAUGCUGCCCAGCUGCAGAUGGUCCGGGAGGGCAAGAUGCACGGCUUCCUGCGGAUGUACUGGGCCAAGAAGAUCCUGGAGUGGACGCACUCCCCUGAGGAGGCCCUGCAGUUCGCCAUCUACCUCAACGACCGCUACGAGCUGGACGGGAGGGACCCCAAUGGAUACGUAGGCUGCCUGUGGUCCAUCUGUGGCAUUCACGACCAGGGCUGGGCAGAGCGGCCCAUCUUCGGCAAGAUUCGCUACAUGAACUACGCGGGCUGCAAGCGCAAGUUCGACGUGGAGCAGUUUGAGCGUCGCUACAGCCCCACACACUCCCAGUGACACCCUCUGGGCUGGGCAGAUGUGCCUGGGCCCAGCUGCCAGCUUGCAGGGGUCACUCUGGGAUAUCAAAGGGCCCCCUGUAGCAGCAGCACGCUCCAGGGUUUUGCAGGUCUUUGCCAUCACCCGCUGCUCAAGUUGUCACACUGGGGCAGCUGCUGGAGCCCUUCCACUGGCACAAGGUUGCUGGCAGCUGCGAGAGCCUAUCCUCAGCAUGCCUGUGCCUGCCAGAAAUCUUUCUACAACCAAGGCCUCAGGAGCAGCCCAGGUCAUCAUUGCUGCUGGUAACCACAGCUGAGAUUUCGGCUGAGCAGAGUGUUUCUAGGGAAAAGCCCCCAGGAAGAGGCUCUUUAUGGAGCCAGUGCUAGGCUCUCAUUUUUUAACAGUUUUAAAGUUUACAUUUUUUAUCA
This is a messenger RNA of Zonotrichia leucophrys gambelii, 2053 nucleotides long. RefSeq names its product deoxyribodipyrimidine photo-lyase-like. The record is from RefSeq and is a predicted model, not a curated record. The transcript is spliced from 10 exons. Lineage: Eukaryota; Metazoa; Chordata; Aves; Passeriformes; Passerellidae. Gene Ontology annotation, molecular function: deoxyribodipyrimidine photo-lyase activity. Gene Ontology annotation, biological process: photoreactive repair. Bases 141 to 1646 code for a protein of 501 amino acids.